AUGAAGACUCGUCAUAAAGUGGAAGAUGUCAGCGAAAGCGAUUUGGAGGUAUUUGAAAUGCCCGAAACGGUCUUGUGUGUGGAUACGAUGUGCAAUAUUUGCUAUGCCGAAUUUUUAGACGAAGAAGAUUUAAAAUUGCAUAUCAAACAAGUCCAUUUAACGGAAAAGAAUAGCUCACGAUAUUGUGAAUUAUGUUCAUCUAUAUUCACAAGCUUAGAAGAUUAUGCGGCACAUAUUUGCGAGGUACAUAUUCUAACUUUGAAGUGUUGUAGGUACUGUAUGAGAGCGUUUUCUCACGUCCCAGAAGUUACGAGACAUGAAAAAAAGCAUCUCAGCGCCAGUUAUAGAGGUUCAUUUUCUUGCUCCAACUGUAGUUUCACUUUCAAAAGUAUCUCCGAGUUGGAACAUCAUGAGUACGAAGAACACGGUGAUAGCAAAGACGGCGUGAUGUUGCAGGGCUGUUACUCCUUACUUUCUUCGUUUUUAAAUAUGAAGGCACAAACAUUCCUGCAGUCACUGGGGAGGAAUCAUGUUUAUACAUGCACUCGUUGUAAGUUCACUACACCUAACGUUGAGUAUUACAUGCAACAUUUAAAGAAAAAAAACUGUCGCUCACUAGUCUGUGACAAAUGUUGCAACGUAUAUAACAAUUUCAAGAGUAUGAAUAGACAUUUUACCCUUCACAAAGAAUGUCAUAACAAAGUGGAUAGUAAUUUGCAAAAAAAAUGUCAUAAAUGUAAUAAAUUGUUUAAUUAUGAUGAAUUGCGUCAACACAUUAAAGAAUGUGUUGCUGUGAAAUGUGCUUCCUGCGAUGUCAUCUUUGAUACAAUUGAAGAAAAAACAGAACACCAGGUGAAAUUUCAUCAAACAAUGUUUUCAAUAAAAAUUUGUAAAUACUGCCAUCGGGAAUUUGUUGGUCAAGUUGCCCUGGAUAAGCAUAUUGAGAGAUCACAUAAAAAAGACUUACAUUUAUACAAAUACUUCUGCGUCUACUGUGAUGACAUUUUUAACCAUCCAAAAAAAUUAUUCAGCCAUUUCUCAAGUAAACACAAAGAUUUGAAACCUUUUACAUGUAAAAUCUGUGAUAAAACAUUCAGAUUGAGGAAGCAAUUCACUCUCCAUAUCAAGUUAGAUCAUACAAGUGUUGGUACCGUAAAAUUUGACGAAAACUUCCAUGUGUUUUUCACGGAGGAAGAACCAAAUCCUCCAUCUGAAGUUACACAGGAAAUGCAGAUUAAUAAUGAGAACGAAAACAGUGCACAAUCAGACAUUGAGGCUGAUCCGUUAACAACAGCGUGUACUAAUAAUGAAUAUGUAAAUGAAAAUACACAACCAUUAUUAAUACCAAUGAAGAAACGAUUUGUUAAUAGAUCCCAUAAUGAUGUUGAUUUAGUUAUGUGCCCAACUGAGACUGAAGCCGAUCAAACGGAUAGUGAUAUGAAUAAAAUAACAAAACAGCCGGUAAAGCGUAAACGGAAAACAAAAACCAAAGAAACUUCAACGUGUUUUGAUUUAACUUUAGAAGAUAAUUCUGAUGAAUUUUCUGAUAAUGAACCAUUAAUACAAUUUAAGAAGCGAGUGAAGACAAAAGAGGGCCAAAAAAAGAGCCUCUUAAAUUUCAAUAAGUCUAAGGAGCUACGUAAGAACAGACACAAGUUCACAUGCAAAAUUUGCAAGAAGUAUUGCUACACCUUCCAAAACUUCAAUCACCAUAUGAGCUUGCACCAAACGCAUGAAAACAAAAAAUGUAUCAAGUGUCCGAAGGUGUUCAAAUCCAAAGUAAAAUUGAAUGCACACAUAAUAAAAGAACACUCAAGCUCCAAGCUGACAGAGACCUUAAAAACUGUAUUAGAAAGACGCAAAAAUAGCCAAAACAAACCACAAGUUAAUCAAACUAUUGAUAUUAGUACAGAAUCUAUGUCUGAGAAAUUCUCUAAAACAAUAAAAAGGGUGAAUGUUGAAAAACAUAUCACAGCUGUAGUAACUCCAGUAAACAACAAACUAUCUGUAAAGAAAUUUAUCGAGAAUUUCACUCCAGACGCAACUGAGGCAAAUAUUGAUAAAGUUGAAAUAAACAAUAGUUUAACAAUAAAAUCCGUGAACACUCCAGUUAAACCACCGCUUAUAAAAUUAAUGAAAUUCAAGCCAGAAGAACCGCCCAUGUUUAUCAAAUUGAAACCACCUGAAAGAUUUAAAGAGUCAAUAUCUGAGCCGUAUAAUGUUAGCAUAAAAUUAGUUCAGAAGCCACUAGCAAAGCCAAAGAUGAAUUUCGAUGCACCACAAGAAGAGUAUGAACCAGUUGUUGAGAAUCAUUAUGAAGAACUAACAAUGGAAGAUUCAUAUAAUGAUAUAAAUGAUGAUACAAAUGAAACAGCCAUACCAGAUGUCGCACAAGAGGUACUGCUGGAAGGAACUGACGAAACAUCUAAACCUAAAAAUGUAACGCAUAGAAUUGUAUUACCUAACCUACCGAAAGAGUACAAAGAUGUACAUAUUGCUCAUUUGCUUCCCGAAGCACCUUAUUACAAAAUUGUUAAAAUUAAAGAUGUUUUAAAAGAUAUUAAGAAAGAAACUGAACCUGAAAGUGAAACACAUGAUAUAAAGUUGCCCGAUGGAACUAAACUAAUUAGUGUCAAUCCGUUAGCACAUCUACUUGGGGAUAAGCAAUUGGAAUUGCCUAAAAAUAAGUAUUAUAAACCAAAGCCUGUUGAUUUUGAAAAGGCGGUGGCUAAAGCAUUGCUUAAUUCAACAAAAGCGACAACACGUAAAAGUAAGAAAAAGAUUAAAGUGGAAGCAGAACAGUAA
Parnassius mnemosyne (clouded apollo) is the source of this 2805-nucleotide messenger RNA. The record is from the annotation of a GenBank genome assembly. NCBI's taxonomy places the organism in Eukaryota, Metazoa, Arthropoda, Insecta, Lepidoptera, Papilionidae.